AUGUUGGACGAUGAAGAUGACCAAAUCUUUCACGCUACGCGUGACGGCUACUCCCAUUUGAGCGAUGUCGAAUGGGAUGCGGUUGAACGGGUGGGUUCAGCCAUGGGCAUCCAUGCUGUUAGCGUCAUGCUAGAGGCUCUCAACAGAGAUGCCCAACAUGCUACUAUCGCCAAGUUCAUUCUAAAUGAACUUGACGCUGAACGCGAAAAAGUAGCCUUGCUUCACCAACAAGGUUCUCAACAAGCAGAGUUGUUGAGAGAACAGGAUGCUCAACAGUUUGAACUGUUGAGACAGCAGCAGGCUGCUGCUGGCGGGUCGAUGCACUCUCGUCGACCCGAAACCUUGAAGAUUGACAUCUCCAAGUAUAGGGGAGUCGAAGAGGACUCCCUCUUGAGAUGGUUCGUCGAAUUGGAUGACGCCAUAAGGGCGCGUCGCAUCGACGACGGGGAAAUGCAAGUUGCAUUUGCCCAAUCAAAUCUGGCAGGACGUGCCAAGACUUGGGCACUGGGGCUCAAGUUGCAAAACCCAUAUGCGUUUGGGGCUUUUAGACUCUUCCCACCCCGCCCUUCAAACACCUUUGAACCCCCCUGA
Molecule: messenger RNA, 591 nt
Organism: Peronospora matthiolae
Lineage: Eukaryota; Oomycota; Peronosporomycetes; Peronosporales; Peronosporaceae
Source: the annotation of a GenBank genome assembly